AUGGCCAAAAAAUUACGACUCGAGACUUUGCACUCGACGUUUAUCCUUCUUUUCCUAUUAAUCAUCAUCAUCAACACAAUCACCAGUCCAACAAAAGUAACCGCCUCCGAGAUAUUCCGCUUAAAUAAACGGGCUUUGCCUACUAUUAUUACACAACCUGCUCAAGCCACGCCUCCAAAUCCUCCUCCAACCUCAUCCACUGAUGCAAAAGAUACUAGUACUCAACAAACAACGCCACCUACUUCCGCUCCUGCUCCACAAUCGUCAAAUUCACAGCCAAACACUUCUAAAAAUCCUCAGCCGACUUCAAGUAAUAGUGGUAAUGAGCCAUCUCCGUCAUCUGCAGGUCAAACACCAGCACAGUCACCUACAGCCCCUCCAAAAGCUUCUACAAUAGUAACGGUUUCAACGAGCGGGAACGCUAUCAUCACUAUCACAUCAACAUCCUAUUCAUAUGAUGCAGUUCCGACAAAUUCCCCCACAAGUUCCGGUUCUAAUUCAGCUUCAAGUGGAGGAUCAAGUGAUUCGAGUGGUUUGGUUACCGCUGGUAUUGUGGUAGGGUCAAUAGUUGUGGCUGCUGCAAUCGGUAUUUGGAUAUUCCGAAAAUGGAAAUUAUCCCCAUCUCGUAAUUUUAAGGAAAAGAUACAGCCCGUCAAUUUUGCUCCAAAUGUACGAGAUCACAACUCGGAUACAGUUUUCCUGCGUGAAUUGAACGAGCCAUAA
This is a messenger RNA of Ambispora gerdemannii, 723 nucleotides long. The record is from the annotation of a GenBank genome assembly. NCBI's taxonomy places the organism in Eukaryota, Fungi, Glomeromycota, Glomeromycetes, Archaeosporales, Ambisporaceae.